Messenger RNA from Caretta caretta (loggerhead turtle), 5166 nucleotides. RefSeq names its product transcriptional regulator QRICH1-like. The record is from RefSeq and is a predicted model, not a curated record. NCBI's taxonomy places the organism in Eukaryota, Metazoa, Chordata, Testudines, Cheloniidae.
CGCUGCCCUGGGGCGGGUCGCCCGCUCCCUGUGGCUCGGGCCGCUGUCGCUCAGCCGGGAUCCGGGCGGCAGCCACAGCUGCAGCAGGAGCUCUCCUUCUGCAGCGGAUGCGUGAGGGGAAGGCUGCCCCAGAGAGCCGGAGAGACAAAGCCCGGCGUGGGCGGCUCGGGACUGCCGGUGCCGCGGACUCCCCUACCCCAGAGUUCUCAGAAGGAUGCACCAUUCCAUCCAGUAUGAAGAUCACCAAAGUAUGAAAGCCCAUUCAAUACCUCAACAUCACAUGAAAGUAUUUCUAGACUCGUUAAGUAGUCAAGGGCCAGAAGAAGUACAGCAAUUUGUGCAUUCUCCAAUCUCGGUAUACCAACAAGGAAAUCAUUAUAUAUACAUGGGCAGCACCGAUGUAUCAGGGCCUUUGUUAGAGUUGGUGCAUCCAGUUACAUCUCCUCUCCAACAUCCAGCACUAAGCUACUGUGGACCACUGGAGCAUCAGCAUAUUCAAGUGUACCAUACACAGCCUCAACAAGGCCAUCAAAUAGAAAUGCAGCAAAAUAAUUUGAUCAAACAAGUACAACUGCAGAUAGAGGCUCAGCCCUCCCCUGAAGGGCAAUUUAAUACACCAACUUCUGAACAGGAAAGAAGACUGUCAUGUAUUUCUCAACCUAUGAAGAAAAGGAAAAUUGACAUGCCAGUAGAAGACAACUACAGUAAUAGUCAAAGUUCUCUGCAGAAUAUACCAAUUACUGUACUAACAAUGCCUAGCCAUAUCCAACAGCAGGCUUACAAUUCUCUUCAACAAGAACUGCUAACAGUAGAUAGCAAUCAACUGUAUGGACUUGCACCUGCUACAGGAACAAAUGGCCAUCUGCCUGAUGUAGAAUCAUGGGCAGUUUGUCCUCAUGCAAUUUGCCCUGAAACUCAGAAUAUGAUGAAUACCCCUGUUUAUCGGGAUGCCUGUGGUAUUAUUCAGAUUGGUGAAAUGGCUAUGAAUAUGACUAGCAUUAAGUUAGAAGAAAGCAAGGAUAAUUUUCAAGCUGUUUCGGAAGCUAGAAAGAGUAUUCAGGAGAGUCCUAUUCCUAGCACACCCUGUUUCCCAGUGCAAUGUGUAAAUAAGAAUGGAAAUACACACCUUCCUCUUGCUGUACAGAGUGGAAAGAGGAUGUAUCAAUCAGCUGAAUACUGGGAUGAGCAACAGGUGCAGGGUUCUCAAUCACUGCCACACUUGCAGAUACAGACUGAUUUACAUCUUCCUUUCAAACUCAAACCAGAAGAAGGAGCUAAUUUCUGGAAGAGCUGGGCACAAAUAAAAAAUGAGGAUGUAUGGAAAGAUGCUGGAAAGAACCCUCAGGGAUUUGGAAGAAGAAAACCAAUGACUUUUAGGGAAGAUGUCCUUUCAGUGCCAAUAGCAGAACUGAAUUAUGGGCUGUGCCUAAUGAUUAAAGAAGCUAGAAAGCAAGAUGGUUCCUCUUAUGAAGCAGACAUGUUGUAUUAUUUAUUUCUUUGUAUUCAAAAGUAUAUGUUUGACAAUGACAGAAUUGACAACAUUUUUGCUGAUCUUUAUUAUGUGAAGUUUUUGGAAAGGCUUCAUGGCGUGAUGAAGGGAUGGUGUCCAAGAGUGAGCCCCUCUGGGUAUGUUCUGUCUAGUUGUAUCAUGGAGGAAAUGUUAUGGGACUGCAAACAACUUGGAGCACAUUCUCCUGCUACUCUCCUGUUCACACUGAUGUAUUUCAACACUAAGUAUUUCAUAUUGAAAACUGUGGAGCAGCAUGCACAGCUAGCCUUUUCCAAAAUUCUGAAGCAGACCAGGAAAAAUACAGGCAUCGGAAAGGACAAAUGUUCUAUAAUACGAUUCCUGAGGCUUUAUGGACAGAUUCUGGGAGGACGAAAAGAUGAGACUUACGUGGAACAACCUGAAAACCCGGACAACCCUUUGCAGUGCCCCAUAAAACUGUAUGACUUCUAUUGCUUUAAAUGUAACAUCUAUUGGGUACUGUCCAGUGCUGCCAGCAUCAGCUAUUGAAUGGGAUACAGUUUUCACUGUAAUGAAGAAUGUCAACAAGAUGUCUAGGACACUUGGCCAAGAUGAUGGUGUUUUGACAUUUGAUGAGGCUAUAUAUUGUAAGGCUAAAGUGAUUCAGUGGAGGUGCCCAGAAGAAUUUCAGAAAAAACAAUCUUGAGAAUGGGUGGUUUCUACAUAGCACAGACAUUUCUGGCUAUAACUGGAAAGAAGUACGAAGAGUGCUCUGGAAGACAUCCUCAUAGAAUUUCAGUUGCAUGGUAGCAACACAGCAAGCAGUCUACUUAAAGGCAGUUAUACAACCGUGGAAUGAAGGCCCACAAGCUUACAAUGGAAGCUCUGUCCAGAUUGCGGUGGUAGGCAUUUUGUAAAUGGAUACAAGACAAUGAGAUUGACUGUGAUGUAGACCUUACCAACAGCAAGCUCCAAGAAUGUUAAAUUCCGGUAUCGAAAAUGGUGCAACAAGUCUCACAGCAGACACUUGCCCAGCUCAGUGAUGCCCUCAAGAAUGUACUGGAUGUAGUACACAGAUUCUGCAAUUUUGGAACAGCAACUUCCCAAACCUUUGCAUUCUGAUACGAUUACAUCAAAAUGGUUAACAUCUCAAUGUGUUUCAUUAGAGCAGAAAGUGAAAACAACUGGCACAUACAUCUUGCAGUGCUUUUAGAGAUACUACUACUUUUCACUUUUGACUGUACCAGCUAUGCCCGCUGGGUAUCUGUGUACAUCAGUGAUACGAAGUUUCUGCCAGAUUAAACCGCCCAAAGUUCAUGAUCAAUCUGUGCAAGGAACUUAUGCAGUGGCUCAGUCUACAAAUAAAUUCAGCAAAGUCUGGAUAGACAUGGCACUUGAACAAACAGUAAACUGUGAUAAUAAAGAAAAAAGGGGAUAUAGUGGGUUUCACUUUGAAACCAGGAUCUUAGAUGGUUCAUCACUGCUCAUGAGUGCUUAGCUAUCACAACUUCCACAAAGAUAACGUAUUAUAUAGUAGACUCAGAUGUGUCACAAGGAAAACACAAGGAGGCUGCACCACUUUGCAUGCAAUGUGAUGAAGGAGAUGUAAAUAAGGGAGUUUGCACCAUCACUGAAUCCAUGACAAACCCAUUUGAUUUGAAUGUGAAUUGAGAACAUUCACCAACAUUGCAAGUGGCAUUGUUUGUACCCGCAAAGAUUGCUACCAAGCUUGUUACUACAAAUGAUAUAGGAAUCAAAGCAAUGAAACAGUACGUGGAAGAGAUUAAAUUCAAAUACCACUGGUUUCUUUGAACCACUGCCUAAGCUCAACAUCAAAACAUUUGCAUCUCUAAGCAAGAAGUUCAACCUGAAAGUUAGUAGUGAUAAGACAGCGACUAUCAAUGCAGACAGUUGUUUAGCUGUCUUGUAGUAACUACACAAACAAGAGAUACAUGAGCAUUCUACAGUUCAAUAUGUUCUAGCACAUUUGGAUGGUACCCUGAACAAAACUGCAAAGAGUAAGCUAUUGCCUGAAUUAGAAAGAGUGAGAGUCCAUAUCAACUGCCAGCAUUCAACAUGCCCACAACUUGGAUAGCAAAUGGCAAGUCUGUUAUUCAAAUGGUCAGGCCAGAAGGUGCAACUAGCUUUGCAGAACUUGCUGACUUGGGUUUCAGAAUAGUACACCACCCUCUACAGAGUUAUGAGAGCUGCAAAAGAACAUAUAUUGUCUUUACUUAUAUCAUGUCAAAGAUUCAAUUGAAAGUUUCUGGGCAUGCACAGAGGCAUCAUCACAAAGCAAUGAAGUAAAAAUCCAUGGUCCCAAUGGAGAAAAUUCAUUGGAAACCCCAAGAAUAAAGCACAUCUGGUAAAAUUUUUCUCAGAAUCAUGAUGUGAUAUGGCAGAAACUGUACUUAGUUUAGAUCAGAAAAUGGUAUUGCUGGUAUAUUAAAGGAUGGCCUCAUUGCUCACAUGGUCACUUCAGAUGGAGUUGUAGACUAUGACAAUCUAUUCUCAUUGGAUGAAUAAGUAGAUAUUUGGCUUCUAUUUCAUGUUGCACAUGCUUCACAAGAAUACCCUUCUGUAGUGGUGUGUUAUUCAGACACUGACAUUGCAGUUCUCUGUGUACAUUUUAUUCACAAGUUGGAAACAACUUCAGAGCUUUGGUUUCAUACUGGUGUGAAAAAAACAACACCACAUAUUUAUACCAGCCCACACCAUAGCAGCUGAACUUGGCCAACAACAAUACAGAAUGUUGCCAGUAGUACGCACGCUGACUGGGUGUGAUUCAACCUGCUGCUUGGCAAGGGUUGGCAAACUAAAGCCAUGGAAGCUUGUCAGAAGAAUCCACCCAAAUUUAAAAGCCUUGCCAAUUUUGGCAUUACGGUGGUUACUCCUGCACAGCUGGCAUCAGCAGAGCUUCCGAUAGCUCUUCUCUAUAACCCAAAAGCUAACUCUGUGGGUGCAAAUAAAAUUGCGAUAUAAGCUUUUCUGUCACAAACAGGCCCAGAAGGCAGCCUUCCCCCCAGUUUACAAUAAUCUUCUGCAACAUACCAAGCACAUAAAUUAGCCUUACUGGGAACCAUACCAAGGAGGCUCAGCCUGACAUCCCUUCCCCAAUUAGAAAUGGCUGGCAUCACAACAAUGAUGGACACAUUUCUCCAACAAUUGACUAAUGACAGACAUCUGUCCCUGAUGCAGUCCAGGAGCUCAUUACGUGUGUGGAGGGGGGAAGCCAAGUGUGAGCACAACUACUGUUACUCAAGACACAGUAUGACAAGCAUACAGACUUGACAGAAUCCUGAUGGUGAGGUUGCUGCCUUGGAUUUGAGGGGUGUGUGUACCCCAGAAUGUGAUCAAACUCAUUGCAACCAUAUUAUGCGCGUUCACACACCAUGAAUUAAUAAAAUAGAACACCACAUAAUAAAGGGUUAAUUUGAAAGCAGGCUUUUAGAGGCAAGGUCAAAACUAGCUGGCAGUUUCUGCUAAUCAUAAUGGGAGGAGGGGAAAGAAAAGUCAACAACUGAGAAAAAGAAAUUAAGUGGAUGGAAAACCCUGAAUUUGGGUGACUGAUACAGAAGUAUUAUUAUGAUUAAGAUGGUUAGGAAUGUGUUGAUAAGUAGUUUACUGAAAGUUAGGAAAAGUAAUGAUUUUAAUAGGGGUCACUAAGAUGUAUAAAGAAAAGGAGUACUUGUGGCACC